AUGAUGGCACGGUGGAGCCCAGAGCCAGAAGUCAGCCAGGGGCCCCUGCCCCUGCCCGUGGCUGGGGCUUCACUGCUCUCAGCACAGCCAGAGGGAGGGAGGCACAGCCCUGGAUCCCUUGUGGUACCAGCGGUUUCCACUGGAGAAUCUAUACUCUCAGGUAAAAAUCCAAACCAGCUGAGGAGGCGUGACUCACCCUCAACCAUCAUCCUUUCUCCUCCCAGGAAGGGUAGUGUUGACUGUGUCUAUGAUCUGUCUGUGCGUGAGUCACAGCCCAGGCUAUACCCUACUUCUUCCUCAGUAGAGUGGCUACAGAACAGAAUUGUGCCAGGGGAGACAGGUUCCAUCCAGAGGUGA
This is a messenger RNA of Rangifer tarandus platyrhynchus (Svalbard reindeer), 357 nucleotides long. NCBI's taxonomy places the organism in Eukaryota, Metazoa, Chordata, Mammalia, Artiodactyla, Cervidae. The record is from the annotation of a GenBank genome assembly.